Parasteatoda tepidariorum (common house spider) is the source of this 3382-nucleotide messenger RNA. RefSeq names its product junctophilin (gene jp). Lineage: Eukaryota; Metazoa; Arthropoda; Arachnida; Araneae; Theridiidae. Gene Ontology annotation, cellular component: endoplasmic reticulum membrane; junctional membrane complex; plasma membrane. The record is from RefSeq and is a predicted model, not a curated record.
AGAGAAGAAAAAAAUCCAGCUGGUGCCUUGAAGUACGGUUCUACAAGACAAGAGAACAUCUUAAAGAGGCGAAGCUAAAUUUAUACCUACCUGACGUCAUAAGCCAGAAGUUCUAAGAUAGGUGAGAAGAAAAAAAUGCUUUGGUGAUGCUGUGAACAUUAAGUUGAAAAUGGAAUGAAUGAGACUUUCUUAACGACAAUUCUUCAUAACCCAACAAUUUACUUUUCCUCUAAGAAAAGAAGUUAAAAGGCAAGAAAAAAAAGUUAAUAAUAAUUAGACGGUUGCCUGUCUGUGGAUUUUCAAGGUCUCCUUAUCUAAACUCUCUUGGAAAAGUUUUGCAACAAUCUGUACUCUCUGUAAGCUAUGUGUGGUGGGGGUGAUUGCUUGGAAUAACCCACAAGUUGGGAUAAUGAAGAUGAUCAUAGUGUGAGUGUGGGGAGGUUAUGGCCGGGGGUCGGAGUGAACCUGUUCCUGGUGGGAGGUUCGAUUUCGACGAUGGUGGUACGUAUUGCGGAGGAUGGGAGGAUGGUAAGGCCCACGGUCAUGGAGUGUGCACGGGACCGAAGAGUCAGGGGGAGUACAGUGGAUCAUGGCACUUUGGAUUUGAAGUGUCUGGUGUCUACACGUGGCCCAGUGGAAGUACGUAUGAAGGUCAGUGGCAGAACGGCAAAAGACAUGGUUUAGGAGUCGAGACCCGUGGUCGCUGGACGUACCGGGGGGAGUGGACUCAGGGAUUCAAAGGUCGAUAUGGUAUCCGGCAGAGUGUAAGCUCCGGUGCUAAAUAUGAAGGCACUUGGGCUAACGGCCUGCAGGAUGGAUACGGAUCUGAGACAUACGCCGAUGGAGGUACUUUCCAGGGUCAGUGGAUGCGAGGCAUGCGUCACGGUUACGGAGUGCGGACAAGUGCGAACUUCGGACUGGCCUCCCACUACCGUCCGAAGAGUGUCCGUGGGUCCCUGCAGUCGAUCCCAGCGAGCGAACAAGCGGAUCCCGCCAGCGAUCGAGAUCGAAAAAUCGACGACUUCCGGGGAGGAUUUGUUCUCAAAUCCCGGAGUGACGAACCACCUGCCCGAAGACGAUCCCUCGUAGAGAAGUCCACCAAUCUCAAGAAGUCCAUCUUGCAGGGCCUCAAGAUCAAGAAGCAGAGAAGUACAGAGGACAUCGACCGCCGGGGAGUGAGCUCGAUCCGGAGCUCGGGUUCUAAUCUGAGUUCUGCGAGCUCUGAGUCGAGUCACUCGGGGGUGGCCCACAGCCAAGGUGGGUCUAUCCAUACGGACAGCAACGUGAGCUUCGUGAGUCAGGAUGAACUUUGCGAUACUGCCGUCACUGAGACAUACUUGGGGGAGUGGAAAAACGACAGGAGAUGCGGUUUCGGAAUUGCAGAACGAUCCGAUGGAUUGAAAUACGAAGGAGAGUGGUACAACAACAAGAAAUAUGGCUACGGGGUGACGACACUCAAGGACGGAACAAGGGAGGAGGGUAAAUACAAGAACAAUGUCCUAGUGUCAUCUGGCAAAAAGAAACAUCUAUUCAUGUUGAGAUCUGCUAAGUUCAAGGAAAGGAUAGAUGCAGCAGUCAAUGCUUCCCACAGGGCCUCUCAGAUAGCUCUACAAAAGGCUGACAUUGCGAUAUCAAGGACAGCUACAGCUCGAGGUAAAUCCGAGCAAGCUGACCUCUCAGCUUUCCAUUCUCAAGAGGAUUCGAACAUCGCCAGACAAAUCGCCAAACAGUUCGAUCCCGACGUCAAAAUGCCCGAUAUGAUGAGAAAUAAACUCCACGACAGAUUAAACCCUAAUCCGUCGUCGAGAGUUCCUUUCACAAAUCUCAGCAACCAAACGCUAUCAGGAGAGACGCCGGACAGCAAUCGAACAGACUCGCCUCUGGAUCAAUCGAGGAGGAAUAUGUCCCCUCGAAACAUGAGUUUGAACACACCAACUCAACAGUACAGAUAUGGUGAAACUCCUCAAAACAGGAUAACUCAAAACAGUUCGCCACAGGAUAUGUAUAUAACACAAAACGUCGCUAAUCAAAAUCAGUAUCCUCACCCCAAGAAUCAAAUCAAUAUGAAUCAAACUUCGUACCCGAUCCCUCCACAAAACCAAGAUUCCAGGUAUGUGCCCCAACAGAUGAUGUCCCAGGAUCGUUAUCCUGUACCUCAACAACAACAAGCACCUCAACAGCCUUAUCUCAACCAAACCCAAGGAUAUGGGUCUUAUCCUUCCAAGCUUCCGCCCCACGUUCCGCAAGAAGUGCUACAACCGUCGUACCAAAAAAUGAACGCUAAUUAUUUGGGUCCUGCUCCCGCACCAGGUAUAGGACAACAGGAUCCACCAGUAGUGCCUAAUCGACAAGGCUCGAUCCGCCGGCGGCCUAGUGGCAGAGAGGGUGGUUACUCCAUUCAACAAGCGAUGGGUGAUCAUUUCGAACACUACAGGCAAGAGCCUAGACCACGAACAGUCAUCAAGCAUGGGCGGAGGAUACCCUCACCGUCCAGGAGUGGUAUGAGUCGGGAAAUGCCGCCCAUGAUGUAUAGCCAGCAACAGCAUUACCAUCCUUCGCCCAGGACCAGCUAUGGUCCAGAUGCCACGCCUGACUCGGGAGUAUCGGAAAGCAUGGAUGGUGAUGAACUCUCUCCAUCGCGAUUCCAGAGAAAAUCCCAAUUGCCACCCAUGAUUUACGGUGAUAGCCACGCUUCCAGCCUUCUUAGUUUUGCUCCCAGUGAAGAAGAGAGUCGGACUAUGAGUCCCACCAUGAGUAGUAUGGGUUUAGAUAGUGAAAUAGGUUCCGAAGCCUCCAUGGGAAGCGGUGCAUUUCCCCGGACUGCCUCCCUUUAUGUGAAUCCUCCGAGUCGUCGGAAACAGGAAGUGAGUUCGGGUGGUGGUGAUCUUCUGAAGAGGAAGAAAAGUAUGCCCCAUGGGCCCAAAGAAUUGAGUGCACCUCAAAAAGUGAUACCAAGAGAGGAGGUUGCCUACCUUAGUUCUCAAAGGAGAGAAGAGGUCAGAAGGAUCCAUUAUGAAAGUGAGAGGUUGAGGUCAAAUCCAUUGUUAUAUUUCGUCAGACCAGAUUUUAAGGACUGGUUCUCAAGACAGCAAAUGAUCCUACUGGUUCUCUUCAUCAACAUAAGCCUAGCGAUAAUGUUUUACAAACUAUUGUCAUAGAUCUCGAUACAGCCAAACAACGUUUUCAAAUCGAUCAAAUCGCUGCAAAAUCCCCGAAAAGGGAUUAAUCUCUUGUUGCAUCGCAAGUCCAGCGAAUCUUUCUGGAUACAGAGUCAUAGUAGCUGUGGAACAGCCAUAUUGCUUUUUUUUUACUGGAAGCAACACUGUAAAUCUCCCUCGCCUUUCACUGGGAGACUUAAAAUACAGUAACUAAGCCUCCAAAG